Molecule: messenger RNA, 1344 nt
Organism: Cyclospora cayetanensis
Lineage: Eukaryota; Apicomplexa; Conoidasida; Eucoccidiorida; Eimeriidae
Product: 14-3-3 protein
Exons: 8
Coding region: 1-1344 (447 amino acids)
Biological process (GO): signal transduction
Cellular component (GO): cytoplasm
Source: RefSeq, a predicted model, not a curated record
AUGUAUUCUCAAGUACCUCAGCACCAAGACUCACAGCAGCAGCUGAGGCCACGGAUAGUUGCCUGGCAAACGCCUGACAGCUACGCAAAGGAAGACGACUCGGGAAUUUACGAUACUGAAGCUAAAAUUGAGGUUACCGCUCAGUGCAGACCCAAAGAGGACGUUUACCAGGUGCUUAAGGAGGUCAUUCGAGUGCAUCCCAGUCUCUCUCCGAAACACCGUGAAUUGCUGGGAAACACUGUGAAGGGCUUGAUAGCCGACCGCUGCGUAGCGCAUUCUAUGAUCUCUGCCAUGCGAGCUAUGCUCUCUGCUGCUGGCACUGCUUGGCAAAUUGCUCGGGGAAAUUCAGCAGCUGCCGCUGUGUGUCUGGCUGCUGCUGGUGUCGCCGCUGAGCUUACUAUGGCUGGCGUGUCCCCUAGAGAGGCUGGAAAGCGAGCAGCAGAAGUAGCUGUCGCCAAGGGUGUAGGGGCCACGAGAAACCUUGUGUCUAGGCAUAAAGUGGAGCAACAGCGCCAGCACAACGCCGCCGCUGCUGCUGCUGCACUGAGGCGCGCCCAGGAAGCAGCAGAAGCAGCGGGUGAUUAUUCUGGUAAUGAAACACAGGAGAACCCCUCCAGCACUAAUCGUCAGAAUGUGGAACUUCGCAGUCCACCUUUGCCAGCCCCAGAUUCUGCGGCGGCUCUGAGCGCCGGUGUACACGUUCCCCAGUAUCUGGUGGAGACUGCAACGUCAGAGGCUGUGCUACAGAUGGCUGCUUAUUUCGACAAGAGACUUGACCUCUUUCUUCGUCUCCUAGCUGAUGAAAUCCGAAACCUGGCGAGAAGCACCUGGAAACUUGUCGAAGAAAAGCUCUUGCCCGCUACUGACUCGAAGGAAGCGAAGGUUUUUUACUUGCAACUCAGCGCUGACACUGCGCGGUAUACCUCGCAGGUAGUAAACGACACAGAGGAGGAAAAUCGACUCAGGAAACAGAGUAUUCAGUUUUACCGGACUGCCCUUGCACUCUUUGAGGCAAAACCUGCAGAACAAAAGGAAGGCCAAAAGGCGGAAGGCAAAGAUGAACAACAAACACUCCUCGGUGCAAAAAUGGGACUAAAGCUCAACUAUGCAGUGCUGUUGCAUGACGAGGAGAAUGGAAUCCAGGAAGCAAUAGACGUGUUGGCUGAUCAAUUCCGAGAAGCUGUGGCGAAUGUCGUGCACAUCACAGAUGGGGAAGAGAGCCGCCGCGUAAUGACGAUAAUGAGUCUCAUCAGAGGAAAUGUUGAGAACUGGUGCCGCGAGCUCGGUCGGAACGACGCGACGGCCCUUCUGGGUUUGGACGGAUCAGCGGCUCCGGUCAUAUGA